Messenger RNA from Sarcophilus harrisii (Tasmanian devil), 1248 nucleotides. Its product is annotated as wiskott-Aldrich syndrome protein homolog 1-like. The transcript has 4 exons. Lineage: Eukaryota; Metazoa; Chordata; Mammalia; Dasyuromorphia; Dasyuridae. The record is from RefSeq and is a predicted model, not a curated record. The coding region runs from base 1 to 1248 and encodes 415 amino acids.
AUGCCACCGCCUGGACUGCCCCGGAGCCGACCCCCUACGGCCCGAGGAGCAGCAGCAGGGGAGCCCGCGCCGGACCGGCCGCUGCCAUCCGCAGGCUGCAGGGGACGUAGGCAGCCACCACGAACCCCUCUUCCCCGCGAGACAGGCAGGCAGCUUGGCCCCGGGCUCCGUUCCUCGCAAAGAAAAAGGCUCAGCGUCAAGUUCAAGUUCUUGCCGCAGCCGCCCGUGGAGCGCUCAGCAGCGACGCCGCCUCCUCCCGGGCUCGGGCUCCGCACGUCCGACUGGCUCCGUUCACCCCGAAGCCCCAGGCGAGGGGGCCGGGCAGCCGCUGUCCCCCUCGGGGGGGUAGGGAUGGGGAGCCAGCGCACGGGCACCUGGACGGGCGCUCGCUCGCUCGCUCCUCGGCUCUCGCUUGCUCCGGUCGCCGCCGCCGCCGCCGCCGCCGCCUGGAUCCUGCCGCUUCGGCUUGAACUUCUCCCCAGUCCCCCUUUCCCUGCUCCCGGCGAGGGGUCGGGGAGGGAGCCUUCUCGGCUCCCCGUAUCAACUCUCCUGACAGCGAGGAGGGUUGUGCGAUCCUCUCCCCGCCUCCCCACCUCACUCCCCCUUUCCUACCCCUCCUGGAGCCCGGAGAAAGAGCGAGAGAAAGGGAGUAAGCAACAGCCUGUGCCCGUCCCGGCGGCGCCUCCUGCCGCCUCCGGAACCGCCGCGUGUGUGACACUACCACAGCCAGAGCCCGCCUCCCGCCGGAGCUCCGCCUCCGCGGGCGGGGAGGUUGGCCACGCGCCCUCCUCUCCCUUCCCCCACCUCCCACCUUCCCUUAGGCCACGCCCCCCCCGAUUCAAGUGCCACCUCAUUCACUCCCUGACCUCCCGACGCACGGUGGCGGGACCGGACACCGACACAAAACUCCGCCCCUUGUGCAAAUUAAGCCGUCCGGGUCGCUCCGCCUACCUGACACAUUCUUCUACCCCUCUCCUUAUUCCUCGCGUACGCACUCUCCCUCGCAAAAUCCGUGCAAAAUGUCUUGCACUUUCGGACCUGCUGCGGUUAGGAGUGAGAGGAACAGAAUUAAAGACCUGGAAACGUGAACUCCCAAUAGCAGCAGCAGCAGCAACAACUAGGCAGAGCCUGCUCAGAGGGCACCUCGCCCAUCCCCCGCCUACGCCAGCUGUUACUGAGUCUCCUGCCGCCAGCAUCUUGCACCCUGCUGUUGGACAGGGAGAGAACUCUUCCUUGCGGGCAGAUUAA